GCUUUUCUAAAAUCUUAAUUAUUACAUAACAAUAAAUUUCAUUUCGUAAAUUGGAAAUUAAAUUAAAAAUUUAAAUUAAAAAAGAAAACAGGUUAAUUUUUAUUUAAAAUAAAAAAAUCAAAUAAUGGCAACGAUUGAAGCAAAACGUGAACAAUUUCGUAAAUAUCUUGAACGUUGCGGUUUAAUUGAUAGUUUAAGUCGAGCUUUAAUUAAAUUAUAUGAAGAACAAAAUAAACCAGAUGAUUGUAUACGUUAUGUAAGAAAAUAUAUGUGUGAUUCAUGCCCAGAUGAUGAAGAUUAUGAUGAAUUAAAAGAGAAUUAUGAGAAAUUAAAAUUAAAAAUUGUUGAAUUAGAAGAAGAAUUAGAAAAAUUUAGAGCUGAUGUAACACGUACGCCAAGUGAAAUUUUAUCUCUACUUGAAGAUGGUUGGAAAAAAUUACAAAGUGAUACAACUGAUUCACUAUUAAAAAAAUAUUUCACCAAUGAAAUAUUAGAAGAAUUAAAAAGUGUAAAUACAACAAAGAAUGCAACACUUUUAGAUUGUUUACAAUCCGGUUUGAAAUUUCAUGAAUCAAAAUUGGGAAUUUAUGUUGCUGAUCCAGAAUGUUAUGAUACAUAUAAAUCAUUAUUUGAUCCAAUUAUAAUAUCAUAUCAUAAUAUUGAAGAUUCGAAUGCUGAAAAAUUACAAAAUGAUAUUGAUUGGGGUAAUAUUGCUGAUAUCGGAGAUUUAGAUCCUGAAGAGAAAUACAUUUUAUCAACAAAAUGCCGUGUUAUUAGAAAUUUAGAAAAUACAGCUUUUUCCCCAAUUUUAAAACAAGAAGAAUUUUUAGAAAUUGAAGAUAAGGUGAAAAAAGCAUGCGAACAACUUAAAGGUGAUUUAUCUGGAAAUUAUAGGACAUUGAAAGAAAUCGAUUUAGUAACACAGGAACAAAUGAUAAAAAACCACAUUCUAUACAAAAAAGGUAAUGAAUAUUUAUCAGCAGCUGGUUGCUACCGAUAUUGGCCGACCGGUCGUGGUAUAUAUACAAAUGAAAAAGAAAAUUUUAUUGUUUGGGUAAAUGAACAAGAUCAUAUGCGUAUUAUUUCUAUGAGCAAAGGAGGAAAUUUAGGUGAAGUAUACAAUAGGCUUGUCGAUGGUGUUCAAACUAUUGAAAAUUCAAUUAAAGUUGAAAGACAUUCAAAAUAUGGUAAUGUAACAAUAAAUCCUUGUAAUUUGGGUACAUCUUUAAAAGCAAGUGUUCAUAUUCGAUUACCAAAUUUAUCAAGAGAUGAUGACAGAUUUAAGGAGAUGUUAAAUCAACUUCAAUUACAAGUACGUGAUACAGCCGACGUAUAUACCACUCUUGAAGAAGGUGUAUUGGAUAUUUCAAAUAAACGUUGUCUUGGACAUUCCGAAUUCGAAAUUUUACAAUGCUUACAAGAGGGCAUAAAAGAAUUAAUUAAAGCUGAAGAAGAAUUAGAAUAGUUUAAUUACAA
Messenger RNA from Condylostylus longicornis, 1476 nucleotides. RefSeq names its product arginine kinase. Lineage: Eukaryota; Metazoa; Arthropoda; Insecta; Diptera; Dolichopodidae. Bases 125 to 1465 code for a protein of 446 amino acids. The transcript has 6 exons. Gene Ontology annotation, biological process: phosphocreatine biosynthetic process. The record is from RefSeq and is a predicted model, not a curated record. Gene Ontology annotation, molecular function: creatine kinase activity.